AAAAGCCAGUUGACGUAGGCUAGCUCACGUUAGCUGUCAGCCGGGUUCAGUCAUUAAGCAGGGAUGGAGGUGACACGCAGAAAUUAUAAAGACAGUUUAAACACGGUGUACAGCGCGAUAGAGGAGGCAGACUUCCUUGCCAUCGAUGGAGAAUUUUCAGGGAUAAGCGACGGUCCUAAUGUCAGUGCACUAACCAACGGGCUAGACACACCGGAGGAGCGAUACAAGAAGCUUAAAAAGCACUCCAUGGACUUUCUGCUGUUUCAGUUUGGUUUGUGCACGUUCAAGUACGACCAGGCGAAGUCAAAGUAUGUCAUAAAACCUUUUAAUUUUUAUAUAUUCCCGAAACCGUUCAACAGGACGUCUCCUGACAUAAAGUUCAUCUGUCAAAGUUCCAGUAUUGACUUCCUGGCCAGUCAGGGAUUUGACUUCAACAAGGUGUUCUGUAAUGGAAUCCCAUACCUAAAUCAAGAAGAGGAAGCCCAGCUGAGGGAGCAGACAGAGGAGAGGAGAAAUCAACAUGCUAACGGUAUAGGGACACCAUCCUACAUCUCCCCAUCCUCCUCCAAAGGCCCUGCACAUGUUCCUGAGGAACAUAAAGACUUCAUCAACAGGGUCAUAGAGAAGGUUGAGGCCCUCUUUACUAACUCAGAGAAGACUUUGGAGUUGGAGCCGUGUACUGGGUUUCAGAGAAAGCUGAUAUACCAGACACUGAACUGGAAGUUUCCCAAGGGGCUUCAUGUGGAAACCAUUGAAACAGAAAAAAAGGAGCGAUACAUCCAGGUCAGCAAAGUAGAUGAUGAGGAGAGGAAGAGGAGGGAACAGCAGAAACUGGAGAAAGAGCAGGAGGAGCUAAAUGAUGCUGUUGGCUUCUCCAGGGUCAUCCACGCCAUCUCUAAAUCGGGUAAACUUGUGGUUGGACACAACAUGCUGCUGGAUGUGAUGCACACCAUCCACCAGUUCUACUGCCCUCUGCCAGAGGAUCUUCAAGACUUUAAAGAGGUCACAAUGUGUGUCUUUCCAAGACUUCUGGACACAAAGUUGAUGGCUUCCACUCAGCCUUUUAAGGAGCUGAUCACGAACACCUCUCUGGCAGAGUUGGAGAAACAGCUGAAGGAGACCCCCUUCAAGUCACCACAAGUUGAAACUGCAGAGGGAUUCCAUAGUUAUGACACCGCCCAGGAGCAGCUCCACGAGGCUGGGUAUGACGCCUACAUCACUGGCCUCUGUUUCAUCUCAAUGGCCAACUACCUGGGUUCUUUCUUGACUCCACCCAAAGCGUACAUCUCUGCUCGCUCCAAACUAAUUGAGCCGUUCUUCAACAAGCUUUUCCUGAUGAGGAUAAUAGAUAUUCCCUACCUCAACAUCACAGGACCAGAUUUGCAACCUAAAAGAGACCAUGUCCUGUAUGUCACCUUUCCAAAAGAAUGGAAGACUAGUGACCUCUACCAGCUCUUUAGUGCCUUUGGAAACAUCCAGGUUUCAUGGAUAGAUGACACAUCAGCAUUUGUGUCCCUAAGUCAGACGGACCAGGUACAGAUAGCUAUGAACACCAGUCGCUAUGCAGAGAGUUACAGGAUCCAGACUUAUGCAGAGUACAUCCAGGGUAAGCAGCAGGACAAGGAGAAGCUCGGUCAGACAACCAAAUCUUGGGGAGAGGACGGCUGGGCUAAAUCUCACUACACCUCUACUACUUCGUGUGGAUAUGGAUAUCCCAGGGGUUUGCGGAAACGCAGCAUCAGUCCUGUUCAGGGAGAGCACGAAUCUGGAGAGGCUCUAAUUGCAGACGGCUGGAGUCACUACUCGUAUCCGGAUAGCACAGGCAGCAAGAAGAUGAAAACUGAUGACAUAAGUGGACAGGCAAAUGCAGAAGCUGUCGAGAGCAAGACAUCAGAAGGAUGGCUAAAGACGGCAGAUUCCUCAGAUUCAGCAGGGUUAAGUCUGGUCCCUGACGAGGAGGAAGGUCCUGAGCCCACAGAUCCAGCCAAUGAUGCUGAGGGGACAGUCACCUGGCAACAAGCCUCAACAGUCCACAGGAGGAAAGGUCAAAAGAAAAAGAAAGCUGAAGGUGCUGAAUCUACAACAUCACUGUUUGAGGUCCCAGAAGUCUGGUAGCAAGAGGUGAGGAGUGGAGAAGCCUCUGUCACACACUAAGCUCCUGCUCUGAGUCUCUUCAUCCUGUAAGGGUUGUACAUCACUGGGAGUGGUGUACGCCCUAAAUUCAUUCGUUCACUCAACAGCUGUGGAUACCUUGUCCAAAGCUACCAGCCAAGCCACUUGACUGAAAGAGAGAACACAAGCCAUAACAGCUGCCAUAUUUUUGAUCUUGUACCAGAGGAGCAGGCAACUCUGCUGGGUAAACGCACGCACACACCACUAGAAUCUUAAAAUCUAAACUCCAGAAAUGUUCAUUUAUUCUGUGUUCUGACUGGAAUCUGCCACCACAGCCAUGCAGUCACUUUGAAAUCUUUUUAAUGACACCGUCACCUCCAUCAGUCUUAUAUUUUGUAUGUGAGUUUGUGCAUGUGAGAGAGAUGUACCUUUUUCUCCAGUCUUUGUAUCCCUGUGAAUCCAUUUCCUUUACUUUACAAUAUCUGGAUUAUUUAGAUUUUUUUUUUUUUAAUGCAGUCACAUUUUUCCCUUUUUAAAAAAAAAAAGUUCCAUCAACUACCCCAGUUUUAUGAAACGUAAGUUUAUUAUUGGUGGCAUUUUGAUCCUUAGAGGUGCUUGUUUUUGUACAGAAUUGUUUUUCUUUACCUUUUUUUGUGUUUUGUAACUGUCAACCUGCAACAAUGUCUGUUCUAAUGCAAAAUGUGUGAACGUUAAGAAGACGAAUACUUUUUUGUACAAGAUAAAGUUUAAAAAUCUUAAAUAUUUCCUUGGAAAAGGAAAGAAUAAAAGAAUGUUUCUUA
Molecule: messenger RNA, 2912 nt
Organism: Micropterus dolomieu (smallmouth bass)
Lineage: Eukaryota; Metazoa; Chordata; Actinopteri; Centrarchiformes; Centrarchidae
Gene: parn
Product: poly(A)-specific ribonuclease (deadenylation nuclease)
Exons: 26
Coding region: 64-2115 (683 amino acids)
Biological process (GO): nuclear-transcribed mRNA poly(A) tail shortening
Cellular component (GO): nucleus; cytoplasm
Molecular function (GO): poly(A)-specific ribonuclease activity; metal ion binding; RNA binding
Source: RefSeq, a predicted model, not a curated record